This is a messenger RNA of Colossoma macropomum (tambaqui), 5018 nucleotides long. RefSeq names its product complexin-1. Gene Ontology annotation, biological process: neurotransmitter transport; synaptic vesicle exocytosis; regulation of neurotransmitter secretion. Lineage: Eukaryota; Metazoa; Chordata; Actinopteri; Characiformes; Serrasalmidae. Gene Ontology annotation, molecular function: syntaxin binding. The transcript is spliced from 4 exons. Gene Ontology annotation, cellular component: SNARE complex; terminal bouton. The record is from RefSeq and is a predicted model, not a curated record. The coding region runs from base 372 to 776 and encodes 134 amino acids.
CGCCCCCCUUCUCGGUGAGAGAGCGUGGGACGCGCCUCCUCGGACGGGAGCCCCUCCAUGUGAUUCAGUCGAGCUGCACGUCCCCCCAUCGUGUCCUCUCUGCAGCCGCGCGCGGACAUGCUUGGAAGCAGCGGCUAAACAUCCCCGUCCUGCUCUCUCUCUCUCUCUCUCUCUCUCUCCCCCUGUAUCUUUCUCUCUCACUCUCUCUCUCUCUCUUUGCUUUAACACUCAACUUCACCGGGGCUUCAUCGUCCGCGCGAGAGGAGCGAUCUUAAAUACACCGGCCAGGUCUGGUGAGGAAGGACUACUUAAGAGGCUUAAUCGUGAAUGUGAUCUGCGUGUGAAGAAGGCAGGAAUCAAAAGCCAUCACCAUGAAUUUUGUUAUGAAGCAAGCGUUGGGGGGGGCGACCAAAGACAUGGGCAAAAUGCUGGGGGAAAAGGAAGAGAAGGAUCCUGAUGCAGAGAAAAAGGAAGAGGAAAGACAAGAGGCUCUCCGGCAGCAGGAGGAGGAGAGGAAGGCGAAAUAUGCAAAAAUGGAGGCAGAGAGGGAAUCAAUCCGACAGGGCAUCAGGGAUAAGUACGGUAUAAAGAAGAAGGAAGAGAAAGAAGCGGAGGCUCAGGCAGCCAUGGAGCAAGCGUCCGAGGGCAGUCUUACCCGCCCCAAGAAAGCUGUGCCCGCCGGCUGCGGUGACGAGGAGGAGGAAGAGGAAAGCAUCGUGGACACUGUCAUGAAGUUCCUCCCAGGUCCACUCGUAGACAUGUUCAAUAAAAAGUAACAACGUCUUGGAUAUAUUGUUAUUAAACCUGUCAUAAACGUCAUUACGUCCACCAAACCUUUCCCCUCCACUCACUCGUUCCAAAACCUCUGGACUCAGUCAGUGUGCCAUGACAUUUGUCUUUAACUAUGAGUUGGACAUUUUAGAUGGAAAGACGACUUGACCUGUGCACUAAACAAUGUAACAGAUGCAUACAUGCCUGAUGCUGUUUCUCAUAUUGAAGACAAAUUUAAUGCCAAGUUCUCUCUGAGUCCAGGCCAUGGAACGACAACAGUAAUUACCCAAGCUCCACCUAUUUUGUUUGUAAAUAGACUAUUAAAAAAAGACUAUAUAUGAAUACCAGAAUAUAUAUAUAUAUAUACACACAAUGACUAAGAGAAAAAGCCAUAAUUUUAACUUUGGGGAAAAUCCUCCAAACCAUAUCGUAUUUUUGAUUAAAGUUUGCUGUUCUGUUAUUGAUAUUAUUGACCAGUACAUGUGGUAGAAAUGUAUAUAAUGAUUUACAUAUUCAUUUGAGUUCCAUUCUGUGAACCAGUACGGCACCAUAAUCCCACGAUUCGCUGCGUUUUCUUGUAUGAAAAUAUUAUAAUUGGAAAUUCUGUACAAUGGAAGUGAGCGAAAAAACAUCGUUUUUUGUUUUUUUUAAGCAUGAAAAUGAUACUUUGUGACUGCACUGUAUGUCAUUUCGUGUGACAUUUUUAGACGAAAUACAUUGAUAUUUAAGGCAAUAACUCUGAGUUUUUUGAUUUUGUUGACUCAUACUUGCCACAGUAUAUACAUAAAGACAUGAUUUUUGAGCUCUUCCUUCAAAAGUUACGUCCCUCAUCGUGCUAACCAUCUCUCUCUGGAAAACAAGAUUUAUUGAUUGAUUACGGAUUCAGGCAUGUUAGAUAAUUACAGUGAGAGGAACCAUAGAGCUAGGUGCUGUGUUUAAAAUAGCUUAGCUCCUGGGUGAUAUCGAGCGCAUACUACUACAAUUGGAUCAAUAGGGCUAUAUAUAUAUAAGUAUAUAAUCGUCAUCUUCAUCGCUGUACAGUAAAUAUUGUAAUUCAAUGUUUACAUAUUUAUGUUUCGAACCACAACUCAGUUGUGUGUACACGUUAAGUGAACAGACAGUGACAACAGUGCAAUAUUUGUUUUUGAAUGAAGAUGUCCUGUGUCAGUUGGUUAAUUACGGGAAUGCUAUCCCAAAUCAGCAAUAACAGACAAUCUUCAUCGUUAUGUAUUCAAGCUUAAUUAAUGAAUUAGAGAAUGUUAGUGUGUCGUCUUCCUAGUGCCAGUCAAGCUGAAGACUUGAGAUAAGCCUCAUGAAAAUGCAUCUCGGAGAGGGAAGCAGGGAGUUGAGAACUCGUUUUAUUUGUGGGUGUGAAUUUCAGAGUAUGAUGUUAGGCCCUUCGAGGUGGAGCUGGUUUUGGGUCUCUGAGCCGUGGACUCUCGUGUUGCUUCACAAAGCGGUGUUUUGGGCCUGUGCUUUGUUUCUUUGUUUGUUUAAUUUGUUCUAAGUGUUGUUGUUGCUGUUGUCGUUGGUGUUGUUGUCAUAAGUGUUGUUGUGAUAGUCCGUAUUCGUGAUGAUUGCUCAGCCAAGAAGGACAACAAUGGGUCCAAAUCACUCAAACAUGAGGCGAUAAGCUGAAAAUGAGCUGAUUGUGAAGCCUGCUUUUUUCUUACUGUCGAUAAUCUGCUCAGUGGCUUUAUGUAAAGUUUGGCUUCAUGCUCACAUGCAGUAACGCUAACGUUCAAAGUACUGUAGAUAAUCAUAGUUAACAUUACAGUAGGUCACGAGUCAGUACUAGCUAGUCUAGAUUCAGGUGAAAUCAUCAGUCAGACAUCUAAGAAUGCUGAAAAUGCAUUAAUAUGUAAAGUUUUCGAGAGUAAUGUAGUUAGCUAUCGGCUGCCAAUGGAGUGCUUUAAACAUUCCAAGAUAUUCCAAACAUUCCAUCUGGCCCUUGCUGGUUUCCCAGAAUUUUUUUGAUUAAUAUUCAGCUGCAGAAGCCUUUGUGCAUUUAAAUGAAAAAUUAAAUCCACUGUCUGUAGAAAAUAUUGUAAUGAGCCACAAGUUCUCCAUUAGAGCUCAGCCUGAGCCGAACGAAGUGGUGCAGUAGCACACAGACAGAGCAAUCUGUACAGCUAUCUGACCUGCCAUGUAACCCUGAAAGCAACGAGUUAAACGUAACACAUAUAGGAUAUCACUGUGCUCCUCAGCUUGCAGCUUGAUUGUGCGGUGAUGGUGUCUAUCUAGAACCGAACAAACUAAUCUGUCGCUAAGCUGCUUAAUUGGUGGGAAUUGCUAUUUAGAUUAGCUGUCAAUCAUUCUCAAGCUGUAUUUUCAGAUCUUACUGCCACUACUCUCAUUAGUCCAGUGUUGAGGCGUUUUUCCUGAUAUAGCAGACUUGGCUAUAAGUGCAGUACUGUGUGCUGGAUGAAAAGGUUUAAAAAUAGGUAUAAAAACUUUAUUUUCUGAACUUCUCAAACCAAGAAGUGUAAUUGAUCCAGUUAAAGAAAAGCCUGCCUUCGUCACUUAACUGUUCUGAUGUAACAGAGGCCGUGUCCAGAGCACAACUGCUGUAUUUUUUUCUUCAGUAUCUGUAGAAACUGCCUUCAGCUUCAGUCUUUGUUGCUGAUUACAUAUUGUGGCCUGUGUGAUGGUGACUAAUAUACUUUGGCAAGACUGCCCAGAAUCUCCAUCCCUGACAUCAUUUACCACUGCCCAUCUCCUCAUCAACUAUGUUUUCUAAAACCAAAGAGUGGUCUUCAUUCUGAUAAAAUGUUUGGUGUGUAUUGGUUCAUUUCUUCACGUGUUUGUCAGUUUUGCUUUAUUUCUGGUUUCAUUUUAUCAGGUGUUAAUAGUUUAAUUUCAGUUCUGGUGUCAUUUCAUGUCCUUAAGUUCAAUCUGAGUCUUUGAGUUUGUGUUUUUUUUUGGCAUUUUCAAGUCUAGUUACUAUCCAGAAUGUAUGGAAGCCCAUUUCUACCAGGUACAGGAGAAAAAUAAACACCUGGGUUUUUUUCUCUUCCUCUGUUUUUGGCAGCAUUGUGUGAAAAUAAACUUAAUAUCUUGAAAUAAUGACUUAUUUUGAUAAUGACUUAAUUUGAGUUAGUAUCUCAAAAUAAUAACCUAUAUCCUUGAAAUAAUCACUUAGUAAUAUUGUAUUAAUAGCUUGAAAUAGUGACUUACUUUCUUGGAAUUUAAUCAUUUCAAUAAUUUGAUUCAACAUACCAAGUCAAAUUUUUGAGAAAAUAACUCAUUUGAGAUCAGGUCAGCAUUCUAAGAAAAUAAGUCAUAAUUGCCGGAUAUUAAGUCAAUAUUCUGAGAAAAGAAGUCAUCAUUUCAAGAUACUAUCUCAAUAUUUCAACAUAUUCCUGCCAGAAACAGAGAAGAAGGUGAUUUUUCCUCCUCUUCCUUGUGGGAAUGGGCUUCCAUAAGAAUGUGACAAAACUAAUAAAUUCUUUUCAGUUCAAGACUGGACUAAAGUCUACCAAGCUUAACUCAUAAAGUCAUGAAGAAUACAUUCUUGUUGUCAAACACAAAGAGCUUCUGUUGAUAAUCUGUGAUCUGAGUGGCUUUGUGACAAUUUCCAGAACGUGCUUUUGUCAAAUCUUGCACAAAGCAGAUCGCAAACACACAGUGUGUUUGUGAUUUGCUUUAAGUACGAUUUGACACAGUCUGAUCUUUGUAAUCCUCACCGUUCAGGGUGACCAUCCGUUUUCACUCAGAUACUCAUAGCACUGGAAAAAAUACUGCCUGUAAGAACACUACGAACUAAUCCAUUCUUGUGAGCUGAAUGUACGUGUGCUGUUCCUCUGCAUUGUCCUUAUUCGUGUCUUCUCUGUGCUGAUACAGAUAAACGACUCUUGCUGUGGUUUUUAUGUCUGUAACUUCUUCUUGUUCCUGUCUUUUUCCAGUGGUUGUAUUUUUGAGAAAUAUGUUCCUCCUAUUUGGUGCGUUCUUUUUUAUUUAUUUUUGUUUGGGUUUCUUUUGUAACUGUGAAAGAAAAAAAAGACUUCGCACUUCUCUUCUCCCUCUCUCCUUUCCCUUUCUAUCUCUUUGUUGACAAAAUUGUAUGCAUGCAUAUGGUGUGCGCAGUAGGCAAGGUUGUAAAAGAUACUUCUGUGUGUCUUCGGUGUUUCUGAUUGCUCCACCUGUUAGCCCCCACUGCAUGCCCAUUUUAGAAUGAUUUUAGAACUGUAACAUUCCUGCCAAAAUGGAAUCACCGCACACUGAGAAUAAAGUGAUUUCAUAUAAUC